Molecule: messenger RNA, 1234 nt
Organism: Sphaeramia orbicularis (orbiculate cardinalfish)
Lineage: Eukaryota; Metazoa; Chordata; Actinopteri; Kurtiformes; Apogonidae
Gene: ca4c
Product: carbonic anhydrase IV c
Exons: 9
Coding region: 1-1041 (346 amino acids)
Cellular component (GO): plasma membrane
Molecular function (GO): carbonate dehydratase activity; zinc ion binding
Source: RefSeq, a predicted model, not a curated record
AUGGAACAACAGAAGAGUCAGUAUGUGAAGGCAGCUUGUACAUUGUCAGGAUCUCGUCUGGUGCUGCUGUUGGUCCUGAUAAUGGAUUUUUCUCUCUACCUCCUGACUCUGCUCUCUCUCCUCUCUUUGUGCACAGAGCUAAACCUCUGCUGCUCUUUCUCUGCAGCUCAGUGGUGUUACCAGAAUCAGUACUCCUGUGAUGACACAUGCAGAGAACCAGGCCACUGGGCAGCUCAGUUUCCGAGCUGUGGAGGAUUACGCCAGUCACCCAUCAACAUUGUCACCAGCAAAGUACAUAUCAACAGCGCUCUGCCACCUUUUGAUUUCAUUGGCCACACCAACAAAAUGAACAUUACAGUGGAAAACAAAGGACAUUCAGCUCACUUUACUCUGCCACAGUCGGUCCGUCUGGCAGGAGGAGCUCUGCCCGGUCACUACAGAGCUGCCCAGUUCCACUUCCACUGGGGAGGGAAUGGGAGACCGGGUUCAGAGCACACCAUCGAUGGGGAGAGGUUCCCAAUGGAGCUGCAUAUAGUUCAUAUCAAGGAGCCGUACGGUUCUCUGACUGAGGCUGAACAUGACAUGGCUGGUAUCGCUCUGCUCGCCUUCCUGUUUGAGGAAACAGCUGAUGAUAAUCCUAAUUUGGACACAAUAAUAGCUGCUCUGGGACGUGUUAAAAACAACGGCAGCACGACAGAGCUCUCAAACUUUAGACUAAGUGAUGUCAUCCCAUCUGCAAAGGAGCUCCACAGUUACUACCGCUAUGUGGGCUCCAUGACGACCCCAGGAUGUGAACAGGCCGUGGCUUGGACUCUGUUCCACAGGACUCUGCCCAUCAGCAGUCGACAGCUGGACGCCAUCACUCAGCAGUGUCAUUUUUGGACAGGACAGCCCAUGAAAGACAUCUACAGACCCACUCAGCCUCUAGAUGGCAGAGUUGUCUACCGCUCUGAUGCUGUUGAAAUUCUGCCCAAUCUGAUUCUCUUGUGUGUGUUUGGAGUUUCAUCAGUUGUGAUUGGGUUAUUAGUCACAAUACACUAAAUAAAUAAAUAAACCAUAAAAGCAUUUAAGCAACAUAUGUUUAAAGACAACUUUUACUUGUGUUGUAGUAAAUCAACUGUUAGUAAUGGUAAAUCUUUUUAACUGUAAUUUAUAGCCUGUGAAUAUUAAGAGAUGGGAAUUUUAUCAGAACUGCUGAUGUUGUAAAUGUCACAAGUUACUAUUAAAAAAUGUA